AAGUGCGCUCUUCUCCUUCAUAAUAUGAACCAAAAACCCUAAACCCCAAUUAAUUCUCAAUCUCCCAACUCUUGAGAUCCUACCACGAGCAAUGUUCUCUCCUCCCGCGAAGAAAUCCGGCUUAAGUGCUCGUAAAAAUGCAUUCGAUCGGAGAGACGAAGUAUCCACGCCGCUCGCCGAGAACCGGAGGCCGUUGCUCGACAGCCCCGCCGUCCCCAAUCGCCCCGCCACCGGCACCCCUGCCCCUUGGGCCUCUCGCCUUUCCGUUCUCGCCAGAAUCCCGCCUGUGAGAAAAAGUGACAGUGGUGAUGAGGCACACAGGCCUGUCUAUAUUGGGGAGUUCCCUCAAGAAGUACGUGAUGCUCAAAUCAUAUCAUCACAGAACCGUGUUCCUGCUGAUACAUCCAUCUCUGGUGGAAUGGACAAGGCGACAUCUUUUGCUUGGAUCAUUUGUGGAAACAAACUUUUUAUCUGGAAUCACUUAUUGACUGCUGCUUCAAGAAAAUGCAUUAUCCUUGACCUCACUUCCGUCACAUCAGAAAAUGGAGAGAUGGGGAAAGGUUAUUCUCAGAAUAAUAAUUGGUUAGUUUGUCUUAUCAACUGGGACGGCUCAAAGAAAACUGGCAGCAAGGUAACUCAACAGUCCAGUUCUGCUGGAAUUGUAAUGUGCAAUAAGAAGACUCGCACUCUAGUUUUCUGGCCAGAUAUAUAUAAUGCUAAUAGGGUUCCACCACUCACUUGUGUUAUACGUCAAAAUUAUUCCAUCAAUUCUUUGAUUGCUUCAGCUAUCCCUUCUGCCACCAAUAGCUGCAUUGCUCUAGCAUGUAGUUCUGAUGGUGUGCUCUGUAGAUUCUUAUGCACCCCAACUGGUAUUGAGCCUAAACAAAUUAAGCAUGGCAUGUCAAGUACAUUUUCUCCUGGAGUUGAUAGUAGCCAACUUGUGGCAAGUAAUGGAUACCCUAGGUCGUUGAUUUGGCACACUUUUAGUCAUUCAUCAGAUGAUACUACCAGACAGUUCCUUCUACUUACUAAUCAUGAGAUACGAUGCUUUGCAUUGGAACUUUCAGCAGAGUUUAAUGUGUCGGAGCUUUGGUCACAUGAAAUAAUUGGGACUGAUGGUGAUCUUGGUAUCCAGAAGGAUCUUGCUGGCCAAAAGAAAAUUUGGCCUCUUGAUUUGGAUAUUGAUGCUGAUGGCAAGGUAAUAACUGUUCUUGUUGCUAUCUUGUGCAAGGAUCGGGUCACCAGUUCAAGCUACACUGAGUACUCUCUUCUGACCAUGCAAUAUAAAUCUGGUGUUGAUAUUGGUGAGACAAUUUUGGAGAAAAAGGCACCUAUCCAAGUGAUUGUACCUAAAGCAAGAGUAGAGGAUGAGGAAUUUUUGUUCUCUAUGAGAUUGAAGGUAGGUGGCAAGCCAGCUGGCUCUGCUUUUAUACUUUCUGGUGAUGGUACCGCAACAGUCUCCCACUACUGGAUGAACUCAACCAAACUUUAUCAGUUUGACCUGCCUCAUGAUGCCGGAAAAGUUCUUGAUGCUUCAGUCUUUCCUGCUAUUGAUGACAGUCAAGAUGGAGCUUGGGUUGUGCUCACUGAGAAAGCAGGAGUUUGGGCGAUACCUGAGAGGGCAGUUGUACUUGGUGGCGUUGAACCACCUGAAAGAAGUCUGUCACGUAAAGGCAGUUCCAAUGAUCGAUCUUUACAGGAGGAGAGAAGAAACUUUUCUAUUGCUGGGAAUAUCGCUCCAAGAAGAGCUAGUUCAGAAGUUUGGGAUGCGGGUGACAGGCAAAGGGCAGGCUUAACAGGAGUUGCCCGUCGAAGCCCACAAGAUGAGGAAUCGGAAGCUUUACUAAGUCAGCUUUUCCAUGAUUUUCUGUUAUCUGGGCAGGUUGAUGGUGUUCUUGACAAACUGAAAAAUUCAAGGGCAUUCGAAAGAGAGGGAGAGACAAAUGUAUUUACCAGGAUAAGUAAAUCAAUUGUUGACACACUAGCUAAACAUUGGACAACAACUAGAGGCCCUGAGAUUGCUUUAUCUCUUGCGUCGGCACAACUUGUCGCGAAGCAGCAAAAGCAUCAAAAGUUUCUUCAGUUCCUUGCAUUGUCAAAGUGCCAUGAAGAAUUGUGUUCCAGACAGAGAGAAUCUAUGCAGACUAUCAUGGAACAUGGAGAAAAGCUUGCUGGCAUGAUCCAAAUGAGAGAACUGCAGAAUACGAUUAGCCAUGAGAGUACAUCUAGACUUGGAUCCUCUUAUGGUUCAGAUGCUCAGACUUCUGGAGCUCUUUGGGAUCUUAUUCAGUUGGUUGGUGAGAGAGCCCGCCGAAACACAGUUCUUUUGAUGGAUAGGGACAACGCUGAAGUUUUCUAUAGCAAGGUUUCAGAUCUCGAGGAGGUGUUUCAUUGCUUAGAGAAACAGUUGAAGGAUGUUAUCAUCAGCGAAGAUAUGCCGGCACCUGUUAAAUUUCGUAGAGUUUGUGAACUUUCAAGUGCUUGUGUGAUGUUAUUCCAUGCAGCCUUUCAGUAUAAGAGUGAAUAUCGCUUGUGGUACCCUCCUCCUGAAGGCUUGACACCAUGGUACGCCAAAAGUGUUGUAUGGAGUGGGCUAUGGAGUGUUGCUUCAAUCAUGCUUCAGUUGCUCAAUGAAGCAAACCGCCUUGAUGGUUCUGAAAAGUUUGAUUUCUACUCAAAUCUUGAACUACUUACCGAAGUAUUACUUGAGUCGUAUUCUACUGCUAUCACAGCAAAACCUGAACGAAAGGAAGAUCAUAGGACUCUAUUGGAAGAAUAUUGGACGCGUAGGGAUGCCCUUCUUGAUGCCCUCUACAACCAAGUGAAGAGUUUUGUGGAAGCCAAACUGCAGGAUGAAGAAAACAAAGAGCAGUAUAAUGAUACUCUUAUGACCCUUUCUUCAAAAUUAUUGUCAAUUGCAAAAAGACAUGAGGCCUAUCGGACUAUGUGGAGUAUAUACUGCGACCUCGAUGAUUCUGAACUCCUCCACAAUCUCAUGCAUGAAAGCAUGGGACCUAAAGGAGGUUUCAGUUGCUUUGUCUUCAAGCAAUUAUAUGAAAGCAAACAACUUUCGAAGCUUAUGAGACUGGGUGAGGAGUUUCAGGAUGAGUUAGCUACAUUUCUGAAGCUUCAUCCUGAUCUUCUGUGGCUUCAUGAAGUGUUUCUUCAUCAAUUUUCCUCGGCUUCUGAGACAUUACAUGCAUUAUCCGUUUCUAAGGAUGAUAGACCAGUUUCUUCUAUGGAGGAUGCUGGAGCAACUGGCUCAAGGUGUCAAUUAAGUUUGGCAAGUAGAAAGCAUUUUCUGAAUCUUGCAAAGAUAUCAGCAAUGGCAGGGAGAGAUGCAGGCUAUGAGCUAAAGGUCAAGCGGAUUGAUGCAGAUCUAAGAAUUUUACAGCUACAGGAAGAGAUAUUGAGGCUUCUACCUGAUGAAGAAAAGCAAUUAGUUGGAGAAAAGCUUCUUCCUCUUACAGACCUCAUUGAGUUAUGUCUAAAAAUUCAACACCCGGAGCUGUCGUUGCGAGCCUUUGAUCUUUUCUCAUGGGCCACUGCCUCAUUUCUUAGAAAUAAUACUAGCCUUUUAGAAGAAUGCUGGAGAAAUGCCGCAAAUCAAGACAAUUGGGGAAAACUCUAUCAAAGGUCCAUGACCGAGGGAUGGAGCGACGAGAGCACAAUGGAGGAACUCAAGGAAACGGUUCUGUUUCAAGCUUCCAGCAAGUGUUAUGGACCUGAUGCAGAAACUUCUGAUGGAAGCAGAUUCGACGAAGUGCUCCCGCUGAGGCUAGAAAGUUCCGACCACCCAGAUUCCAAGUACGCGAGUUCCUCUGUCGAAGCUGUCCUGAUGCAGCACAAGGAUUAUCCAGAAGCCGGCAAGCUGAUGCUGACGGCAUUGAUGCUUGGGAGCGUUUGGGGCUCUUCUAGCACCCCCCCGUCUGUCAUGGACUACGAAGGUUCUUCCCCAAUGAAGUGAAACAGUAUUUGUUAGUUGCUUCGUUAGGUCUCUAUAGUUUGAAUCAUUUAGUCUCUUUCACUUGAUUCAACAUAGUGCAUUCAGUGAGAAAUUAGGUGGUUGCAGGUUUUGACAAAUCCAUGUACAAAAAAGCUCUAAGUAAUGAGCUUCAAAAUGUUUUUUGAAUGUAGAGCUUUGCAAGUACUAAUUUGCUCUCUUCUCAUAUUGUACAAUGAGAGAGAGAGAGAGAGAGAGAGAGAGAGAGGUUAUAUGUCCAGGUGUCCAAUUGUAGGGUGUGGAAUAUGUAUGUUUAGUGUGUGUAGUGUGUGCUUGACAGAUGCUGAAUUGGAUAGAUUAUAGAUAUGUAGCAAUAGAGUUUUGGAUUUUUGAGUGCCA
This is a messenger RNA of Salvia miltiorrhiza (redroot sage), 4342 nucleotides long. RefSeq names its product nuclear pore complex protein NUP133. Lineage: Eukaryota; Viridiplantae; Streptophyta; Magnoliopsida; Lamiales; Lamiaceae. Gene Ontology annotation, molecular function: structural constituent of nuclear pore; protein binding. Gene Ontology annotation, cellular component: nuclear pore outer ring. The record is from RefSeq and is a predicted model, not a curated record. Gene Ontology annotation, biological process: poly(A)+ mRNA export from nucleus; protein import into nucleus; transcription-dependent tethering of RNA polymerase II gene DNA at nuclear periphery.